Molecule: messenger RNA, 1647 nt
Organism: Akanthomyces muscarius
Lineage: Eukaryota; Fungi; Ascomycota; Sordariomycetes; Hypocreales; Cordycipitaceae
Exons: 2
Coding region: 1-1647 (548 amino acids)
Cellular component (GO): mitochondrion
Molecular function (GO): catalytic activity; FAD binding
Source: RefSeq, a predicted model, not a curated record
AUGGUCUCUCGCGCGCGAUUCAUCCGGGCGCUUCAGCAGCAGAGCCGUCCGCGCGCCGCGGUCGGUGCUGCGCUGCCCAGGGCUACCACCGUCCCUGCAACGGCCGCUCGCUGCUUUGCCACAUCGCACCCCAGGCUGAUUGCGCCCUCGCCUGUCCACAGGGUCGCUAAACUGACGUCAGAAACCUACCCCGAGAUCAAGCGCGACGACAAGUUUGCUCAAUUGACCGAGGAGCACGUCGCAUAUUUCCGCGAGCUUCUGGGCGGCGAGUCGGCGAUUAUCGAUGGAGUGAGCAAGGACGCCGAAGACGACAUGCUCAUGUUCAACGAGGACUGGAUGCACAAAUAUCGCGGACAGGCGCGGCUCGUCGUCAAGCCCAAGUCGACCGAAGAAGUCAGCAGGAUUCUCAAGUACUGCAACGACAACAUGCUGGCCGUCGUGCCCCAGGGCGGAAACACGGGUCUGGUCGGUGGCUCGGUACCUGUCUUUGACGAAGUCGUGAUUAGCAUGGCGCGCAUGAAUGAGAUUGAAUCUUUUGACGAAGUCAGCGGCUCCUUGGUGCUCGGCGCCGGCUGCGUGCUGGAAGUUGCGGACCAGUAUCUCGCAGAGCGCGGCUACAUCUUCCCCUUGGACCUCGGCGCCAAGGGGUCCUGCCAUGUCGGCGGCAACGUCGCUACAAAUGCCGGUGGCUUGCGUCUGCUUCGCUACGGCAGCCUGCACGGCAGUGUCCUCGGCAUGGAGGCCGUACUUCCUGACGGAACCAUCAUGAACGAUCUGUGCACCCUGCGCAAGAACAAUACUGGCUACGACCUGAAGCAGCUCUUCAUCGGUGCUGAGGGCACAAUCGGCAUCAUCACCAAGCUGUGCAUUCAGUGCCCUCAGCGAUCGCCUGCUGUCAACGUGGCCUUUUUGGGUCUAGAGUCUUACGAGAAGGCGCAGCAGGCCUUUCGCGAGGCCAAGGGCCAGCUCUCGGAGAUUCUUUCGGCAUUUGAGCUGAUGGAUGGACUUAGCCAGGAGUUGGUGCACCGUGCCAAGGGGGAGACGAUGCCGCUCGACGGUACUUUUCCUUUCUACUGUCUCAUUGAGACCAGCGGAUCAAACAGCGAACACGACUAUGAGAAGCUGGAGAAGUUUCUCGAAGACGUCAUGGGCAACGAGGUAGUGGCCGAUGGCGUGGUGGCCCAGGAUGCGACGCAGAUCAAGUCGCUGUGGGCGUGGCGGGAGAGCGUGCCUGAAGUCAGCGCUCACUGGGGCGGUGUCUACAAGUACGAUGUGUCAAUCCCGCUUGCCGACAUGUACAGCAUCGUGCCCGACGUGAAUGGCCGUCUGGAAGAGGCCGGGCUGCUAGGCGAGUCUGACGAGUACCCUGUCCUUGGCUGCGUCGGCUACGGUCACAUGGGCGACUCCAACUUGCACCUCAACGUCGUGGUCCGACGGUAUGACAAGGCUGUGGAAAAGGUUCUGGAGCCGUACGUGUACGAGUGGAUCGAGAAGCGAAAGGGCAGCAUCAGUGCGGAGCAUGGCCUGGGAUUGGCCAAGAAGAACUAUAUUCAGUACUCGCGGAACGACACGAUGAUUGGCCUGAUGAAGCAAAUUAAGCAAUUAUACGACCCGAACGGCAUCAUGAACCCGUACAAGUAUUUGUAA